This is a messenger RNA of Candida albicans SC5314, 558 nucleotides long. RefSeq lists its product as uncharacterized. The record is from RefSeq and is a predicted model, not a curated record. Gene Ontology annotation, molecular function: zinc ion binding; protein binding. The transcript has a single exon. Gene Ontology annotation, cellular component: cytoplasm. Lineage: Eukaryota; Fungi; Ascomycota; Pichiomycetes; Serinales; Debaryomycetaceae. Bases 1 to 558 code for a protein of 185 amino acids.
AUGAAAGUUACUAUCAGAUUAUCUACCGAAUCAUCCUUUUCCGUGACUAUCCCAGAUAAUGCGACUGUUGAUGAUUUGAAACAAUCCAUUAAAGUUGGCUUACCAGCCGAUAUAACAUUGCCACCUGAUUUCAAAGUUAUCUAUAACGGCUCAAAAUUACAACCAUAUUACGCUGAGUUACAGUCUUUUGGAAUGAAAUCCGCCGAGGAUAACUCUUACACUGUUAUUGUAAUGUCGGAUAAUGUGGAUACUCCACCAAUAACUCCACAACAGUCAGUAGAAUCACUCGCAAAAUCUAGCACUACCACCACCACCACAACCACCACCAAUGCUACUAUCAAAAAGACUAAAAAGAAAAGUAGGUGUGCCUUCCACAACUGUAAUUCGGCACCAUUGAGAAUGGUAGGAACUUGCACCCAUUGCCAGGGUAAAUUUUGUGCUAAGCACAGAUUAUUGGAAGACCAUAUGUGUACGGGAUUACAAUACUGCAAAGAUAAUGCUCAUGAAAAGAAUGCCAUGAAAUUACAAAGCGAGCGUACUAUUGCCAACAGAGUAUAA